Messenger RNA from Blepharisma stoltei, 6329 nucleotides. Lineage: Eukaryota; Ciliophora; Heterotrichea; Heterotrichida; Blepharismidae. The record is from the annotation of a GenBank genome assembly.
AUGUACCGAUUUUAUGUCAAAGACCAAGGACGAAAAAGACUUGUUGAAUACCCCGUGAGAGAAGUCCAAUAUCUUGCCCAACAACUCGGCAUGGAUUUUGAAAAUGAAGAAAAAUAUAAGUGGUUUCUCCAUCAAGCUUUACUAUGCUUGCUGCCAAUUGGAUGGAAAAGAGAAAGCGACUAUAAAGGCCAAAUCCAAUACCACAAUAUGAAAACUCAAAUUACUACCACUAAUCACCCUUUAAUUUACAAAUUCAGAAAAUGCUUUGCAAGACUUGUAGAAAAAGACAUUGAACAGAAUUUCCAAGAAAAUACAAAAGAAUCUUCUCAAAGUGAUAGGAAAAAUACAAAUAAUCCUCAGAAUAACGAAAUUUUAUCAUAUGAAGACCAGAUGGUCGCUUUUGAAAAACUUAUGGCAAAGGUUGGGAAAACUGAAAAUAAUACAGGAGAGAAAUUCAUCCAAAUUCAAAAGGAAUCAAAAGAGUUCUAUGAUCUAUUAUUUGGAGGAAAAGAUGACGGGCCACCUAAAAUGAUAGAAGACUCUCUUGAAUACCAAUUAAUAAAUCCUGAAGCUGUAUUAAAUCUAGCAAAAGAAUAUGGAAUUGCUGGAGAUUAUCGAUUAUUAUGAAUUGCAAGAGUAGCUCUUGUGCUUCCAUUACCUCCUUUAUGAAAACAGGAAUUAGACAGUGUAGGAAAUAUUGUAUAUGUUAAUACAGAAAUUGCUAGCUCUCAAAUCCAACAUCCAGCUCGUAUAUUUUUAAUGGAGCUAAUCCAGCGUGUCAAGUUUAACGUUGGAGGAAGAGAAGUUUCACAGUUUACGACAUUCUAUGACAAUGAAUGUAGAAAAUACGAAGUAGAUUUGGUGAAGCUGAUCCAAAGAAAAGACUAUAUUGUAAUGAAAGAAAAUAUGCCUGAUCCUGAAUUCAGAAGAAGGGCUGCUUAUUUCAAGCCGAGACUGACAGUUGAUGAAGCUAUUACAGAUAUCAUGGUUUUUGAGAUCGCAAAAUCUGCUGGGAUUAAUUUUCAAAAUGAAAUUCAUUUGUUAGGGUCUGUAUAUCAACAUCUUGAGACACUUAAAAAAGAAACUAGCAUGAAGCACUGGGAAUUUCGAUUUACAAUGGAAGGGAAACGCUAUUGAUAUAACACAAAAGAAAAACGAUCUGUCCAGCAUUUCCCUUUUAGGGAUGAAAUGAAAAAAUUUAUCAAAGAAAUGAGGAAAGAAAUUUUCAUGAAUAAUAAAAUCGCAGUGAGAAAUAUUGCUGACAGGCAUCCAGAGUUCCAAGCGAGAGGAAAACCGUUUUAUGACAAGGUAAGAGCUGAUGCUUUAGCAGCUGCAGAGCUAUUUUUAAGAAAAAAUAUUGACAGCGCUGAUCCUGAAGACCAAUAUCCAUUGACUAGCAUCACUAGAGAGCUUAAUCGAAAAGUCUCAUUGUCAGAAAUGAUGGACAUUCUCUAUGCAUGCCCAUUUGCUUUUUCAGUCUCCUUAUUAAACCACCCAGGAGAUCUCGAAGGCUAUGAGUCUGUAGAAGACGCCCCCAGCUCUCACUCUGACUCAAAAGAAGAAGAGGAAGAAAUUUCUGACAUCAACAACUUUGCAGACUCUGAUGAAGAAAAAGAACCAGAAAAGAAAGCACCUGAAUGGUUUUAUAGAAAAAAGCUUAAGAAGAAAGAAGGCGUUUCAGAAGAGGUGAAAGUAGAAAGGGCUAGAAAAAGAAAACUAUCCAGAAAAUCCAAAGAUCCGACUCCAUUAGUUGAGAGAAGACUUGAAAGAAGCAGAACAUUGGCAUCGCAGAAUUAUAAGUAUUUAAGAAUGAAGCAUGACAAUAAGACAUUAUAUAGUGAUAACAGUGAAAAUUAUGACAGUAUCGAAGAACUUAGUGCAAGCGAAGAAGACAGCUAUGAUAGCCACUCAGAAAAUGACAUAAAGGUACAAGAAGGCAGGCAGAAUGACGAAGAAAUUCUGCAAGAAAAAGAAGAAGCAAAAGAAGAAGUAACAGAAGAAAUAAAGGAAAAGCCGAGAAUUGAAAAUAAGUCAAGGGAGAGAAAAAGUGAAGCCAAACAAAGAGAGCCAGAACGAGUGAAAGAGACUCCAACAAAACAAGAAAAUUUGGUGGUGAAAAAAGAAGAAAUCAAAGUUGAGAAAAUUGCUAUUACUGAUGAAUACAUUAGUACACCUGAGCUGCAAAAUAGCUCAGAGAGACCUUCAGAAAUAGAAAUUUAUGAAAAUACAGAAGAAAUAAAUGAGAGCGAUGAAAUGAUUAAAGAAAUUCUGGAAUAUAAAGCUGAAGAAACGAAAAUUGACGAUAUAAUAGAAAAUGCAAGAAGCCAGCAAAGAGCACAAACUUUAAACCCAACAAUUCUUGAAUCAGAAGCUAAGAAAGCUGAAGAAAAAGUUGAAACUCCUGCCAAUGUAAGAAAAUCACAAAGAGGGAAAACAAUUAGCCCAACUCUUAUGGAAUUCAACACUCGACAAUCACCAGUUCUCUAUAGCAGUAACAGUGGUCAGAGUACUACAAGAAAGCUUAAAAGUAGAGCUGAAAGCAGUGUUGAUGGGUCUCUUCUUCCUUCUAGCUCAAUGCCUCUCACAGAAUUCCCUCAAAGAGAUGGAAUUAGGACACAAACAGGCUUUUACAACCACAAGCCAGAGCCUGAAAGCCAAAAUCUCAAAGAAAUUCAAGAGGAGAUGCUAACUCCCUCCUUGGUUAGUAAGGAUUAAGGUUAAGGCUAACCUAUUAUUGAAGAGCUCGGUAGCACCUGUGGAUGCGAUUCACCUUGGUCCGUUGUAGGGCUGCCUGCCACCACCCUCUAGGGGUAAACUUCUCGCCGCCUGAGGCUCGCGUCGAACGGCGAGUGAGUGGGCUGGAUUGCCAUUCCAGAAAACUCGAAAAACGAAUUUUCUGGUCAAGCUAUCAACCAAGAUGAAACUCGUCGCCCAGGACAAAAGACUGGUAUAGUGAGUUAGGGUAAACAGAACGGGGCGUUUUUUGCUUGCGGCAAGCCAAAAAAGCCCCAUUCUGUUUACUAUAUCACGCUAGGAAAUUGCUCGAUUGGUCACGCAAACUUUGCUGGGCUUUCCCUUUCCAAUGCCGAGUUCAUCUCCACCAAGAGAUAAAAUCUAGACCCGGAAAUGAGCUGCGGUUCGCCUAAUUCGAUAUCGCGCUCCACCCAAAUCAAGAAAAACCUGGCCGAAUGCACAUCACCGGACGCCAUCCUCUCUUCCACAAGGUCCCUGGUUAUCCCCAGCUACAGUUGUUAAGAGGGUGUGUUGGUUCGCCGCGCAAUUUUAAAGUAUAUUGUUUAGUGAGGAAAAUUUAUAUUUUUUGGAAAAUUAUGCUCUUUAUUUGCAAUGAAAAUAUUUUUGAAUGAUUUUUUUGAUACAAUUAAUGGUUGUAAUGAUAUUUCUAGCUAAUUUAUCAAAUUUUAGACAGCAGCCUAAAGCCCAAACUUUUUAAAGCAAAUUAGAUUUCUUAUUUAAAAACAUUUUUAAAACAGAGAAAAAAUUAUUUCAUAUAAGUUUUUUUUUUUUUAAAUUAAUCCCUCCUGCUAGCGAGCAAAGAAUCUUUGACCAAGAGGGAGCAAGAACUGUCUCAAUUGAAGGUGUGAAGCUCUCUAGCAGCAUGUCUUUUAAUGAUAUGAAAGGCUUAGUUAGAAGAGGCAAAAACGCAGAGAAUAAAAAAGCGCAACAAGACACAAGCCAACACAGAACCCCAGCCCAAUCUCCAACAGCGGACCCUAAAAGAAAAAGUGACAAAAAUAGUAGACUAUGACAAAAAGUAUUAAAACGAGUCAAUGUAGAAGCAAGUCCUGAAGGAUCUAUGCUAAAUGGAGAGCAGUCAUUAAAGCUGCAGGAAGACCUUUCUGAAAUUCUUGGCGCAGACUCCGAAAAUCUAUCGGACGAAGAUUUUGCUCCAACUCCAGAAAGCGGGCAAAAGAAGACUCCUGAUCUUUCUUCUAUUAUGGAAGGAUUUAAUAAAGACUUAGGAGCGCUAAAAGAAAUGAAUAUUCUUGGAUCUCUUCCUACAUCAAAGGAAUCUAGCAAGUUUUGGUUUGAUAAUGAAGGCUCUAACUCUUCCCAUACUUGAUCGAGCAGAUGGACAUCGUUCAAUCAAGCAUGAGGUAAAAUAUUUGUGGAAAGAUUUCAAGUUUUAUUUUCUGUAUGAAAUAUUUAAAACUAGCUCAUGAGAAAAAUUAGGUAAUAUAGCUAAAAAUUCAUUAGAAUGGAAGAAGAGUGAUUAUACUGCAUAAUCUCUAAUAUUGAUGGCCAUAAGAUAAAUGGUUGGGCUUGAGGUUGAGCGGGAAGCUGGCUUAUUGCUUAUUCAUAUGAGUUUCGUUCAAUUAAGAAUGGGUUUAUUUUCCCCAAUUUUUUAUAAAAUUUCAAUGGAACGUUCAGUCAAGGAUGGAAGGGAUAAGCCUAAUUCUAGAGAGCAUAACUUAAGAAAUACUCCAUCUAGGUUAGCUUUACGCUCUGAAAGUUCUAAUAAAGCAGCAAAAUCUAAUUCAAAAUCCUCUUCUGAGUCAGCGAAAAGAUCUGAUCUUUCACAAGAGCUGUCAAGAACAAGUAAAAAUGCAUCUUCGAGACAACAAGCAAGCAUAUAUUCAAAGCAACAGACUAUGAGCUCCCAGAUGGAAUCAAGCAGAAGCGAACUUGGAUUAUUAUUGCCAAAAGCAUCAAUGCCUGAGAUAUCUGAAAGAGACAGCCCUGAUCAUUCCCCGAUAGAAGCAUCAGGAAUUCGUACAGCUAAUAGUCAAGCUCGCCACACAUCUUUAUUUGAAGAAUAUUCCUAUAAAGCCAAAGAAGCUUCAAGACCAAAUACAUUGGAUAAGUUUAAAAAUAAACUAUAAUGGAUCAAAUAAAUUCAUAUAGAUUUAUAAGCAUGGUAAACUUAAUAGAAAUAGGCUAAUGAUCAUUAAAAAGUUAAGUGAAGCUUUGCUUGAUCCAGCUUAUAAUUUCUCUAACAAACGAACAAGAUUUAGUGAGAGUCCGGUACAACCGAGACAGGUGAUUGCCUAAUGAAGAUGAAAGCAAUGAUGAAAAAUGAGGCGAAAGUGAUGUUUCUAAUAGAGUUGUCACAGCGGCUCCAUUCAAAAUGAUAGAGCACUUUUGAUAGUGAAGCAUUUGACUGAUAAAAUCGAUGAAUUUUGACCAAAUGCUAAUAUUUAAAAUUUUCGAUCAAAUUUUCUUUGAUGAAAUGCACAUUAGCAAAAAUUGCCUGCGCCGUCACAGCGCAUGGCGAGAUUCAUUUUAUGCCACCAGGCGAAGAAGAUGAAAUGGAGAACUCCAGAAACAAAUCUAAUUUAAGGAGAAUGAGUAUUGAAAGAGAGCCGCAGGCAGAAAGCAAAAAAGUAAUGAAGGUUGAAAAUGAUGUGAGGACUCAGAAAUUAUAUUUCAUGUACUAUCUAGAUUUAAUUGGCCAUCCUUGCUCAUCAAAACACUCCCUUGCUAAAUACGAAUGCUCAAAGUACAUCCAGCCACUCAAUAUCUUAUUUUUAGCUAAACGAUUAGGGAUAAAAGUGACUCAAUCUCCAUUUUCAUCUCCUGAAAGUGACUUAGUAUGGAUCGCAUAUUUGCAAGCAGCUGCUCCUAUGCCAGAUGGCUUCGAAAAAAACGUGCCAAUUACCAAGAUUUGCAGUUGGCCAUAUGGAGCCCAUCCAGGUGAUAAAUAUUUUUCACUUAUCUUGCAAUACCAAAGAAAAAUCAGAGCUGUAGAAUUAAUAAAAUUAACCCCAAAAGAACGGGCUCACGAUCUAAUCUCCAACUCUUGGAUUGAGUUUAAAAAUCUCAAAGACGCUAAAUACUACUACAAUUACCUCAGCUGCGAAACAUCCCACAUGAUUCCUUCUUCUGUGAAAUUCCACUUUGCUGAAAAAUCAGAAGCGGAAGACAGAAAAGCGAAGCUGAAAGAACUCUUGAUAUCACAAGAUAAUUUGCUAUUUAAAACAGUCACUAAACUUAUAGGAAAUACCAAAAACAACACAUCGCAUUCUCAGAAUAUUGUAAAUAUUGCAAACUUAAUUAUGCAGUCUAUUGCUAGAAAAGAGCCGCUUAUUAAAGACACUCUUACUGAGCUACCACCAAUUGAAGAAAGAAAUAGACAAGGGGCAGGGCCUAUACCUUUUAAGCUUGUAACUCUUCCUGAAAUCAAAACUAGCAAACUUCCAAAAUUUUCAAAAUUAUCUGGGAAGUAUACACCGACCAAAUUUAGUGUUACCAAUAAAGCAGUGACCACUCGGUCACAUUCAGAAAAAGCGUUUAAUUUUGACUUUGGGAAGUUUCAUAUUCAGCAUUUCUCGCCCAGAAUACCACUAGCACAAACAUUAAGAAGCCAAUAA